GAUGAGAAGAAGAAGAACAAAAAGCUGCCUCGUCUGGUGUUUGAAUGCCAACCUGACCCUUAUAAAUAUUAAUCCCAAUUCUACAUUAAGAUGCAAGUGAUUUGCGCAGUAACACCAGUUAUCGCUAAGAAACGUCCGCUGUGAUUUCCAUUUCCGUCUUUCACCGACGAACAAUAACAAAGGUCUGACUGCGUGUGCGUGUGGUUGUUGUUGUUCGACUGGUCUGGAAAAAAUACAACGCAGAAGGCCGAAAAACUGCGAAUCAGAAAUCAACAGCACCACCAUGUCGUGGUUUAAUCCCUGGGAUGGGCUAAAGACAAAGAUGUGCAGAUACCUGCUGCAGCGAUAUUUGGGUCAGUUUUUUGAGAACAAUCUGAAUUUGGAGCAGCUGAAAGUGGAUCUGUACAAUGGCAGGGCCGUGGUGGAGAAUAUCUCGCUCAAGGUGAACGCCUUCAAUGAUCUGUUCGAGGACCAGGGCUGGGCCUUUGAGGUAGUAUCCGGACACAUUGGCUGCCUGACGGUGGCGGUACCAUGGAAUGCUCUCAUGACCAACGACAGCUCGCUGGAGAUCUCCAAUCUGACGAUAACGCUACGUCCGGUGACACGCUUCCAGAGCGGCACCACCAUGCUGGAGUCCAUGUGGUCGUCGGUGAGCAGCUCCAUGCAGAUGGCCGAGGAGUGCAUGAAGCAGGUGGACGAUGAUGUGCCCUUCCUCAACCACAACAAUGCCCUUAUUGGCCUGGAGAAGUUCGCGGAGACUAUCGACAAUGUCCUAAAUCGCAUUAAGGCCAAACUCACGAAUACAACGCUCAAUAUCGAGUACCUGCUCCCGCAGUCGGACAAAAAGCUUGUUAUGUCCUUCCAGGCCAGUCACGUAGACUAUAUGAACAAAACGGGCUACGAGAGCCUCAAUCACAAUGGUGUGGACCUGAGCAGCAGCCAGACGAUGGCGGAUGACGAUGAUAGCAUUACCUCUAACUUCAAUACGCUGCCAAUGAUUGCUAAGCACAAUCUGGUGAUCGAGGGGCUGACCAUACACACUUCCGAAGUGCUGGAUAUCGACAGACACAUCCAUUCGGUGAGCGGGCCCAUCCAGUACGAGCAGCUCUGCAAGAUCGUAGAGCUCAAGGGAUCGCAGAACAUCCAGAUCAACAUCAAGCAAACCGAGAACAUUGUUGGUCCCAAAGUGAAUCUGGAGAUCAUACUGGAUGAUAUCUACUUUAUACUGACGCCGCGGCAAAUCCACCUCCUGGUGGAGAUCUCCAAGGGCUUCAGCAACAAUGAACGGCCCAAGGAUACGCUGCGCAAGACACGCUGCAAGAGCAUCAAGUCUACGACGCCGCCGAGCGAGUAUCAGCAACGCGAGCCCACCAAAAUGACGGGUAUACUCUCGCAAAAUGCCGACUGGUCCUCAGAGCCCACAGAGUACUCGAGCUAUGAAGUAGCAAACCAGGAGCCUGGAGCCACCAGGAGCGUCUACUCCAGGAGUACACAUCGCAAGAUGUGCGAAUCUGUGGGUGGAAAUUCGGCCUCCAGCAUGGUUACCUCCUGCAGCAAUGCCCAGCAAGAGAUGGGCUACACGGAAAAAUCCGGGGAGAUCCUUAAAUUCAAGAUACAGAUCUCCCAGGUCUUUGGGAUCGCCCUGCACAAUGAUAUUCUAAUCCAGAACACCGCGAGCAUCGAUAGCUAUACGCGUGUGUUCGACAGCUCUAGUUUCCAGAGCUACUCGCAGACGUCGCAGCAGUUUUUCCACCAGAACACCCAGACGGCAAACCACCUGCCGAUGGAGAACCUGAACUAUUUGCUGGUAAAAGCGGCGCCCAUUAUUGUGAGCGGAAAUCAGCAGCGCUACUUUCAGGAGCUCACCUCAAAGACCACACUCUCGGCAACGGCAGUGGACUUUUGCGAGGUGCUCGACAAUGCGAUAGACCAUCUCAUCCAGUUCGAUCGCCACCGGAACUGCCCUGAUGGCUACCACAUUCGUCCGGAGAUCGUGGUCAAUCAGAGCUCGUCGUUCCUGUUCAAGCAGAACCACAAUCGUUGCACCAACAAGAUUGAGUGUAUCUUCGAUGAGUGCACCGCAGAGCUCGACAUCUCGAUUUACGAUCGAUUGGGCGCCCUCUUCGGGCAGUCGCACUUUGCACAGAGCUCUCGGGAGAAUGAGAUCUAUCCAGAGGAUGGCAGUCUGACGGAAGUGCAAGUGAAAUGCGAGAACUUGAGGCUACAUCUGCGAUUCCCAGUAGUCGAUGGGCGGCCGCCCAACGAUCCCCACAAGAUUCCCUGGUGGAAGAAGAACGUCCGCCAGGAUUUCCUGGCCCUAGAGUUUCGGAGUUUGUUGAUCGCCUCGCGGGCCCACAUCACCAUCCUGGCGGAGGAAAUGGACGCCUUCUACUGCGAUGCUGAGAAGCAGAGUGCCAUUCCCCUGCUGAAGGGCCAUCAAAAGAACAACAAGAAGAUCCAAAUCGAUGUGCUGCAGCCCAGGGAGAACAACAACGACACCCGAACGACGGAUCAUAACAAGAAGCCCAAGCGGCGGUCGCCCUUUAGCUCCAAGUGCACCUUUGGCUACACCACCAAUGUGGAGGGUCUUGAUGGGUGUGCGGAUAAAACGGAUUCCUUUCUGCCUGGCGAGACGGAGGAGAUCAACGACUUUUGCCAGAGCUGCACGCAAUCCUCGAAGCUAAAGGUCGCGGUGUAUGUGCCUCAGAUCAAGGUGGUGUUGGAGUCUAAGCUGAUGUACGAACUGAUCUACAAUCGCCUCAAUGGCGAUCUGUUCAUGUGGGAGCCGCGUUCCCCUUACUACGACUACGAGGAAGAGGAGGAGAAGCAGAACGAAAGGGAGGAGGAGGAGCCCACCCUGGAGGAGAGUGCCAUGGAAUAUCAGAAGCACAAAUACGACAGGAGUGUUCUGCUGAGCACCAGUGCCAUGGAGAGCAGCAUCUAUUUUUCCAUGGCAGAGAAUACUCUACCCAAAUCCCAUGCCAAUCCCAAUCCCAGUCGCAGUCCCCAACUGUGCACCGAUGACGCCUUCUCCUUUGAGCUGUUUGUGGCAGAGGGAUCCCUGAUAUUAUUCUCGCACUUUGUGGAUCCCGAGACGCAACUGCGGACGCAACAAUGCGGCAAGUUUCAGGUGAAUAUCAAGGAGCUCAAGCUCUUCACCAUCAACGGACUGAACAACGAUCCGAAUCGGAGUUACUUUUGCAUUCAAUUGAGCCACGUGGAGGCGCUUCACUGUGGAAAUACCCAGCACGAUUUGCAUCUCGCCUGGAGCGAUCAUCUAGAUGCCAAUCUCCAGCCCACCAUCUACAAUUUUGGCAGGCAGGAGCAGCAUCAGGAACCCUACAGGAAGCGGCAGGAGGUGCUCUCCGUGGUGGCGGAGAUCAAGAAGCAGCCGGAGAAGCGCAUAAAACGCAUGAAGAUGUCUUUCGGUAUCAAUGGGGCCAUACUGCAGCACCAUCCCGCCUUCUCGGAGCACAAUUGGCUGAAUCAAUUGCUUGACUUUAUGGAUGUAACCGAUUUCCCCAUCGAGGCGUAUGUGCCCUUCGCUCUCGUCUCCGAGAUCCAGCUUCAUGUGUGGAAUGCGGCCAUCGACUAUCGGCCCCAGUUCUUCCCGCAUCGGGCCCUUAUUGACAUUGGCUACUGCACGCUGAGCAGCAACAUUAUAUCCUCGAUGAGCGGCUGCACCCUGCGGGUGAUUGGCGAGGACUGUGUCCUCAGCAUGGGCUCCGGCUCCGGUUCCUCCGGCUCUGAUACCCUGAUCCCCGUGCUGAAUGUCGGUCUGCUGAACAUCUCCUUCCGCCUUAACGAGGACGAUAAACAGCAGCCCAGAGUGGAUCUGCGUUCCUCCAUCCACGACAUGCACCUGAAGACCUGCUACGACUCGGCGGCGGCUCUGGCACAGCUCAUUGGCUAUGUGGCCAAUGACAAGGAUCUCAUUUCGCCCGAAGGGAGCUCACUGGAGGCCGAGAGCAAAAUUGCUGAGUCCAAGGCCAGUGAGGAGGAUCAGGUGUGCGACGACCAGACCCAGGAUCAUGUGAACAAACUGAUGGCCGAUGCCGUGAUGGAUGUGGAGAGUACGCCCGGACCAAGGCACAACAAGCUGGCGGGGAAGGAGGAGGGCAUCGAGAUCUUCUACUUCCCCGACGAACCCAAGGAGAAGGCGGAGCUGCAGAAGAAAAAGAAUAUAGCAUCCUCGCCCUCGAAGAAGAAGGAGCCCGGCGAUAUGCAGAGCAUAUCCCUGAUUGUGGAGAGUGGCCCUUCAGAGAUCUGCAACAUUGUGGACUUUGAGUCGAACGUGAUGCUCCAGUCGUACUACAAUCAGACGCUGGAACAGCCCCUGCAGCAGGUGCAGCAGGAACUGGGGGAUGUGCUCCCCCCGCUGAUGGAGGAGCGUGACUUUGACAUCAUUCACGACGAUGAGAUCUCCCGCAUGGACAAGUUCGGAGUCAAGCAGAUCUACGUGUCCGAGGAUCCGCUCCAGAUCGUGGACAAUCACUUCUGUCUGCCCCACGAGAAGGUGGAUCUGCUGAGGCCGCCCGUGAACUUUCCCAUUGCCGAGAGCAGCUACACUUUGUGCGAGAUGACCUUCACGUGGCACCUGUACGGCGGCAGGGACUUUCCAGAUCAACCCACAAUCGAUGGCAGCAGUAAGCAGACCCAGAGCGCAAGCUACGGACACAUGUCGGACACGUACAAGUACGGGGUAUCGCAGCCGCAAGGCGAGAAGGCUUCGAAGAAGGGGGUAGGUCUGCCCAAGGAGCCAAAGGGCUCGAGAAGGAACCUGGAUGUGCUGGUGGAGAUACAACUGUCGAAGAUCCGCUUUUCUUACGAGGCCUAUCCCCUCAGCUCCAUAUACUCCUCGCGGCAGGUGCUGCUCGUCUCGGAGAUCGAAAUUCGAGACCGCCUGCGCUCCUCAGACAUCAACAAGUUCCUAUAUCAUCCGAACAUCAGCAAUAUAUCCCGCCGACCCGACGAGAACAUGGUCAUUGUGAAGGCCUUGAAUGUGCGACCCAACCCUCAGAAGAGCACCGCGGAGGAGUGCUCCCUUCGGGUGUCCAUUCUGCCCAUCAAAUUGAAUAUUGACCAGGAUACGCUGCUCUUUCUGGAGGACUUCUUUUCGGCGUUGUUCAAGAACUCCUCCUCCAAUUCCAGUGCCUCAGCGAAUUCCAAAAUGGAGCUCAACUCCUCCUCCGACAUGCCCGUGAUGUCGGUGAACAAAAUGUCUGAUGCCCUGCAGGAUCUGGAGGCGAGGCAGAUUGUGGAGCGGAAUCUUGAUGUGCUCAUCGACGAGGGCAAAGACACCACCGCAGAGCUGGAGGAUGAUCCCCUGGGAGGAGAGUCGGCGCCCGUCUACUUUCGGGAGGUGAUCUUCAGCCCCGCUUUGCCCAUCUGCUUCGACUACCAUGGCCGUAGGAUCGAAUUGUCGCGUGGCCCCAUUACGGGUCUCAUUAUGGGUCUGGCCCAGCUACAGGGAUCGGGCAUCUGUCUGCGGGAGAUCGUCAACCGUCGCGGCAUCCUCGGCUGGAACAAGCUCUGCGAGUUCCUCUGCAAGGAGUGGCUAAAGGACAUCAAACGCAAUCAACUGCCGAACAUCCUGAGUGGUAUUGGGCCCACCAAUGCGGUGCUGCAGCUGUUCCAGGGCGUUUACGACCUUUUCCGGCUGCCCAUCGAGCAGUACAACAAGGAUGGGCGCAUCAUUCGAGGAUUCCAGCUGGGGGCCCAGAGUUUCACGGCUCGCACGGCCCUCGCGGCACUGGAGAUCACCUCGCGGAUCAUCCACUUGCUGCAGUUCACGGCGGAGACCACCUUCGACAUGCUGUCGGCGGGCCCGUCCCUCAAAAAGCGAUACACGAAGCGAGGCAAGAAGAAGCGUCAGGGUAGGCCCAAGGAUCUGCGCGAGGGCGUAGCCAAUGCGUACACUAUCGUCAAGGAGGGCAUCAACGACUCGGCCAAUACGCUGAUCGAGGCGGCCAUGACAGAGCACGACCAGAAGGGCUACAGUGGCGCUGUGGGAGCUGUUGUGCGGCAGAUACCCCAGCUAGUCGUCUGUCCGGCUGUCCUGGCGACGCAGGCCACAACGAACAUACUCGGCGGUGCCAAGAGCUCCCUGGUGCCGGAGGCGAAGCUCGAGGCACGCGACAAGUGGAAGCACGAGAUCCACUAAUGGAUUAAAUGGUUCAAAAAUGUAAUCUUAAGAUUAAUUCUACUUUUCUGUUCGGGACACAUAAAUUUAUCGUAUAAAAAAGAGUUGCAUAUAUAAAUAUUUUUUUAUUAUUUUACUAAAAAAAUAAACUUGUAAAUAAAAUGGUACAUAAAAAAUACUGCUGGAGGAGAUCUCUCGACGGGGAAUGCAUUAACGGACACGAGAUCUCUUCAUAAGGGACAAGAAAUCUAUUUAGAAAAUGGGAUUUUUACUUAUUUUCAUCAAAAUCAAUAAUAUUAUUAAAGUUUUAUCUAUUGA
Molecule: messenger RNA, 6460 nt
Organism: Drosophila miranda
Lineage: Eukaryota; Metazoa; Arthropoda; Insecta; Diptera; Drosophilidae
Product: autophagy-related protein 2 homolog A
Exons: 2
Coding region: 284-6163 (1959 amino acids)
Biological process (GO): autophagosome assembly; piecemeal microautophagy of the nucleus; reticulophagy
Cellular component (GO): phagophore assembly site; extrinsic component of membrane
Molecular function (GO): phosphatidylinositol-3-phosphate binding
Source: RefSeq, a predicted model, not a curated record